Brassica rapa (field mustard) is the source of this 970-nucleotide messenger RNA. Its product is annotated as floral homeotic protein APETALA 3. Gene Ontology annotation, biological process: positive regulation of transcription by RNA polymerase II. The record is from RefSeq and is a predicted model, not a curated record. NCBI's taxonomy places the organism in Eukaryota, Viridiplantae, Streptophyta, Magnoliopsida, Brassicales, Brassicaceae. Gene Ontology annotation, molecular function: RNA polymerase II transcription regulatory region sequence-specific DNA binding; DNA-binding transcription factor activity; protein dimerization activity. Gene Ontology annotation, cellular component: nucleus.
UUUGUCCUCUUCCCCAAAUCUCUUCAACAAAAUAUCAAAAACUAAAUAGAGAGAGGAAAAAUGGCGAGAGGGAAGAUCCAGAUCAAGAGGAUAGAGAACCAGACAAACCGACAAGUGACGUAUUCCAAGAGAAGAAAUGGUUUGUUCAAGAAAGCUCACGAGCUCACGGUUUUGUGUGACGCUAGGGUUUCGAUUAUCAUGUUCUCUAGUUCCAACAAGCUUCAUGAGUUUAUCAGCCCUAACACCACAACGAAGGAGAUCAUAGAUCUGUACCAAACAGUUUCUGAUGUUGAUGUUUGGAGUGCUCACUAUGAGAGAAUGCAAGAAACCAAGAGGAAAUUAUUGGAGACAAAUAGAAAUCUUCGGACUCAGAUUAAACAGAGGCUAGGUGAGUGUUUAGACGAGCUUGAUAUUCAGGAGCUGCGUAGUCUUGAGGAAGAAAUGGAAAACACUUUCAAACUCGUUCGCGAGCGCAAGUUUAAAUCACUUGGGAACCAAAUCGAGACCACCAAGAAAAAGAACAAGAGUCAACAAGACAUACAAAAGAAUCUCAUACAUGAGCUGGAACUAAGAGCAGAAGAUCCUCAUUAUGGACUAGUAGAAAAUGGAGGAGACUACGAUUCAGUUCUUGGAUAUCAACUUCGCUUCCAUCAGAACCAUCACCACCAUUACCCCAACCAUGCCCUUCAUGCAGCAUCUGCCUCUGAUAUCAUUACCUUCCACCUUCUUGAAUAACUAAGGGUUUGAAGGUUGCUGGUGAUGUCAUUAUCUAUCUAUUUAAUAAAAUAAAUACUUAAAAGCGUAAGGCUGGUUCUACUGAAACCUUAAACGGUCAUGUUUCUUAAUUAUGUAUUUUCUUAAACCUUAAGAAUUAAGGAUUGUGUGAUCAGUAGCUUGCUGCUUUAACUUCUUGUGGAUUGAAUGUGUUUCAACACUACGUAUGAUAAUAUAUUUGACGGUUUCCUACUGA